Molecule: messenger RNA, 672 nt
Organism: Eurytemora carolleeae
Lineage: Eukaryota; Metazoa; Arthropoda; Copepoda; Calanoida; Temoridae
Exons: 5
Coding region: 57-614 (185 amino acids)
Source: RefSeq, a predicted model, not a curated record
UCUACUCUAAUCUAAUUCUAUUCUCAUCCUUCACAAGAAACAGAAGAAUUCUCAACAUGAAGAUGUUAAUCCUUGUUGCCCUUGCCUGCCUUGCAUCUUCUGCCAGUGCUGAAUUCACUUGUGAAGACUGUCUUUCCUUCGCAGGCAAACUAGGAGAUUACCUCCAGAGUUCUGGAAGUAUUGAGGAGCAGAUUGAGAUCCUGGUUGCUUCUAUCUGCCCGGAGUCUACUGAUCCUGCGGGAUGCGAGGGAGCUGUGAGAAUGUACUGGAGUGAGAUUGCUUUGGCCAUGUACCCUGUCUUCCUUGAGGCCAACAGUGUCUGUGGACUUCUUGGAGCAUGUGUACAGAAGAGUGUUGUGAAAGCACCAACCUGUGAUGAAUGUGCUGGUAGUAUCACUGCUGUUGCCGGUGUCAUUGAGUCUGAAGCUAAAAUUGCAGAGAUCGUCGCAUUCCUUCAAGGUGAGGCCUUCUGUGGAAAGCAUACCGAGUUAGCAGAGUGUGUUGAUGGAAUUGCUUCUCUAAUGCCUCCUGCCAUGCAAGUUCUGGCUUCAGUUCUCACUGAGAGAGCAGAGACAUACUGCUGUGAACUCUCUGAUGAAGGAGUCUGCUGUUAAUGAUCUUUCUGAUGAAGGAGUCUGCUGUUGAAUUGGAAUAAACUUUUUAUUUUAUCAA